Diaporthe batatas is the source of this 2803-nucleotide messenger RNA. RefSeq lists its product as uncharacterized. Gene Ontology annotation, cellular component: plant-type cell wall. The transcript is spliced from 4 exons. Gene Ontology annotation, biological process: arabinan catabolic process; xylan catabolic process. Lineage: Eukaryota; Fungi; Ascomycota; Sordariomycetes; Diaporthales; Diaporthaceae. Gene Ontology annotation, molecular function: alpha-L-arabinofuranosidase activity; xylan 1,4-beta-xylosidase activity. The coding region runs from base 146 to 2803 and encodes 885 amino acids. The record is from RefSeq and is a predicted model, not a curated record.
GCCAGACUUUAUUGGAGCUUACAUAGGGAUCAAAAUAGACGUCACUCAAACUAUGGCGACUAUAUAGAAACAAGCACGAAGCACAUCUCCUCGGCCCUGUCUCCAUCGACAACCAUCAACAUCUCAUCGCUGGGCACACUACGCCAUGCGCACCUUCGUUUUAUCAUGCAUUACUAUACUAUCGCUCGGCCUGAGCACCUCCGCCCAGGAAAAUGCGUGCCGCCCGCAGGAAAUUGACGCCUCCUUCACACCCCUUGGAUGCUAUACUGACAGUGACACGCGCACUCUCGGGGGGAAGCAGAUAACCCUCGCGCAAAAUGACGCCAAAUCCUGCGCCGAUGCCUGUGGCUACUCCGGCUACAACAUUUCUGGUACCGAAUUCGGGAGGGAAUGCUACUGUGGCAGCAGCAUCAACCCGAUCGCGACCGAAGUGCCCCAGAACUCGAGCACCUGCUCAUACCCCUGCUCAGGUAACUCAUCUGAGGUAUGCGGAGGCAACUACUUCAUCAACUUGUACUCGAUCAGCAACGCCAAUCCCAGCCCGCUGCCUCAGGGCCACCGAGACCCCGUCUGCCAGACACAGCCCUUCUGCUCCAACAAGGCCUGCGAUACCUCGCUCACCCAGGAGGAGCGUAUCGCAGCACUUCUUGAACAGAUGACUGUCGAGGAGAAGGCCGAGAACCUGAUCAACUCUGCGGCUGGCGUGUCGAGACUUGGACUGCCAUCCUACGAGUGGUGGUCAGAGGCUCUGCACGGCGUCGCCACGAGCCCCGGCGUCGGCUUCACCUCGCCAAACGGCUCCGACUUCAGCUACGCCACGAGCUUCCCAUCUCCUAUUCUUACGGGAUCUGCAUUCGAUGACGAGUUGAUCCAUGAAAUUUCAUCUACCGUCGGCAAGGAAGCUCGCGCCUUCGCCAACUACAAGCGGGCUGGGUAUGAUUUCUGGACCCCGAACAUCAACACCUUCUUGGACCCCCGAUGGGGCCGAGGCCACGAAGUACCCAGCGAGGACAGUUUCCACCUUCAGAGCUACGUUAUGCAGCUCAUUCCUGGGCUUCAGGGGGGUGCCGACAAGACCGACCACAAGCAGAUCAUCGCGACAUGCAAGCACUUUGCCGUGUACGACGUCGAGACCAACCGCGAGGGACAGAACUAUGACCCCACCCAACAGGACCUGGGCGAGUAUUACAUGCAGCCUUUCAAGACCUGUGUCAGAGACACCCACGUUGGCUCCGUCAUGUGCGCUUACAACGCGGUCUUCGGCGAGCCGGCCUGCGCCAACAAGUACCUCCUGCAAGAUCUCCUCCGCGACUCGUGGGGCUUCGAUGAGCCGUACCAUUAUGUUGUCUCGGACUGCGGCGCCGUGGACGACAUCCAUGAGCCUCACAAAUUCGUCGAUAGCAAGGAGAAGGCAGCGGCAGUGGCCCUGAACGCCGGCACGGACUCCAACUGCGGCAGCACCUACAGGCUGCUCAACGAGUCCGUGGCCAGCGGCCUGACGACCGAGAGCCAGAUGGACAUCUCCCUGACCAGGCUUUACAACGCCUUGUUCACCGUCGGAUAUUUCGACGGGCAGCCCGAGUUCGAUUCGCUGUCGUGGUCCGACGUCGGCACCCCCGCGGCCCAGUCUCUGGCAUACCAAGCAGCCUGGGAGGGCAUGACGCUCCUGAAGAACGACGGGACGCUCCCCCUGACGAGCUGCUUCAGCUCAGUUGCUCUGAUCGGACCGUGGGCCAACGCGACCACCCAGAUGCAAGGCAACUACCAGGGCGUUGCCCCGUACCUGAUCAGCCCGCUGAUGGCAGCAGAGGUGCAGUGGACAAGCGUGACAUAUGCCCAGGGCACCGAGAUCGACAGCUCGGACACCUCUGGUUUUGAUGCUGCUCUUGCUGCAGCUAAGGCGGCGGACAUCGUUAUCUACAUGGGCGGCAUCGACACAAACAUCGAAGGCGAGAGCUUGGACCGCAGGUCCAUCGUCUGGCCGGGUAACCAGCUUGACCUGAUACAGCAACUGUCAGAGGUUGGCAAGCCGCUGGUGGUCGUCCAAUUCGGCGGCGGGCAGGUCGACGACACCGAGCUGCUGAGCAACGCCAAUGUCAACUCCAUCGUGUGGGGCGGCUAUCCCGGCCAGGAAGGCGGCAACGCCAUCAUCGACAUCCUCACCGGCGAGAAGCCCGUCGCCGGACGGCUGACGACAACCCAGUACCCAGCCGCGUACAUCGACGAAGUCUCGCUCUACGACCCCAACCUGCGCCCAAGCGACUCAUCCCCGGGCCGAACAUACAAGUGGUACAACAAGGAGCCCGUGCUGCCCUUCGGCUACGGGCUGCACUACACAACCUUCAGCUCGUCCUGGGCCGUCACGCCGGACGCAUCAUACGACAUCGGCUCCCUCGUCCACGGCCGCUCCAACGGCACCAUCCCGUCCAACAGCAGCAGCUCGUUCGCGACCGACGCCUCGGCGUGGACGACCGUCAGCGUCAACGUCCAGAACACGGGCGACUACGCCUCCGACCACGUGGCCCUGCUGUUCCUCAGGACCCCCAACGCGGGCCCGGCGCCGUACCCCAACAAGUGGCUCGUCUCGUACGCGCGCGUGCACGGCCUGGCCCCCGGGAAGACGCAGGAGGUGGAGCUCGACAUCAACCUCGGGGCGCUCGCGCGCGCCGAUGAGAACGGCGAUCUGCUGCUCUACCCGGGCGACUAUGAGAUGAUGUUCGACUAUGACUCUCAGCUGACGUUCAACUUUACGCUGACUGGCAGCCCGACGUUGUUGGAUGCGCUUGCGAGGCCGUCGUCGUAA